AUGGCAAAGCAGUCGAGUCUGCUUCAUUGCUUAGCAUUCGACUACCGACCUUGUCGUGCCACCCGCGACCAGGCUGAGAGCACGUUCUUCGAUUGA
Verticillium dahliae VdLs.17 is the source of this 96-nucleotide messenger RNA. RefSeq lists its product as uncharacterized. The coding region runs from base 1 to 96 and encodes 31 amino acids. The record is from RefSeq and is a predicted model, not a curated record. NCBI's taxonomy places the organism in Eukaryota, Fungi, Ascomycota, Sordariomycetes, Glomerellales, Plectosphaerellaceae. The transcript has 2 exons.